Lampris incognitus (smalleye Pacific opah) is the source of this 1646-nucleotide messenger RNA. It is a transcript of the gene tspan6, whose product is annotated as tetraspanin 7. The coding region runs from base 113 to 868 and encodes 251 amino acids. The record is from RefSeq and is a predicted model, not a curated record. Gene Ontology annotation, cellular component: membrane. NCBI's taxonomy places the organism in Eukaryota, Metazoa, Chordata, Actinopteri, Lampriformes, Lampridae. The transcript is spliced from 8 exons.
GACACUUCCCUCCUCUCCCUGCGGGAUUUAUUAACCAAAAAGUUUUUUUCCCCCUCCAACAGGUCGGCAGUGAAGUUUUUCCUCUUUCUCAUCCUUACGGAAAAAAGCAACAAUGUCUGCGCCCUCGAGACGGCUUCAAACGAAGCCUGUGAUUACGUGUCUCAAGACAUUUCUCAUUUCGUACAGUCUCAUAUUCUGGGUCACAGGAAUGAUCCUGCUGGCCGUCGGGGUGUGGGGAAAGGUGAGUUUGGAGGCCUAUUUCUCCCUGGCUUCUGACAAGAGCACCAAUGCACCAUAUGUUCUCAUUGGGACUGGAGCCACCAUUGUUAUUUUUGGCUUGUUCGGUUGUUUUGCUACAUGCCGCGGAAGCCCAUGGAUGCUCAAACUAUAUGCUAUGUUCCUAACCUUGGUGUUCCUAGCUGAGCUUGUGGCUGGAAUCUCAGGCUUCCUCUUCAGGCAUGAGAUCAAGGCCAUAUUAAAGGAUGCCUAUGAAAAUGCUGUGACCAACUACAAUACAACCAACAGUCAAAGUGCUGCAGUGGACACCAUUCAGAGGACUUUGCAUUGCUGCGGGAAGACGAAUUACACUGAUUGGGAGCAGACAGCCUACUACAAAGAGAGUGGCAUACCGGCUAGCUGUUGUAAAGAUAACACAAAGUGCACACCAAAGACCCUCAAAGACCUUGAGAAGGCCAAAAAUGAAGUGUACAAUGUGGGUUGCUUUUCACUGCUUACUGGUGUUAUGGAGGCCAACCUGGGAAUUAUUGCAGGGAUCUCUUUUGGAAUCGCAUUCUUCCAGCUCAUUGGGAUAUUCCUAGCCUGCUGCUUGUCUCGAUACAUAACCAACAACCAGUAUGAGAUGGUCUAGCAGUGUCCUUCCUCAGGUUACAGGGGGGCAGCUCUAGAUGCAAACUGAUCGAAAGGAAUCUCAUAAUUUUAAUAAUUCUAUGCGUGUUAGUUUUACUGUUUUAGAGGGGGGAACUCCAGCUGCUUCUUUAUGUUUGAUCUCAUCAAUGGCCACAAAGAAGAAGGGAAUUUGUUAAAGGAAAUCAUAAGGGACAAUAUUUGUUGUCUGUGUCAAACAGAAAAUGGCACCUGUAAAUUUAUUAGUUAAUUUUUGUUGUUUUUGGAGAUUUCUACAAUGCAUAGAUGUUGCUUUUAUCAAACAAUUUUGCCAAGCUCAUAAGAAUUUCCCAUUUCUCGAAAGUGUUGACCUUAGGUAUUGGGACUGCGGUAUUUUGUAGUGUUACUAUUGUUUUGCUUGUAUGUGAAUGAUUUAGGGGCAAAAAGGAAAGUAAGGUGAUAAAUAUUUGUGUUCUGUCAUACUAAGUGAGCUUUUGUGUUUGUGAAACCAUAUAGUUUAAGAAAUAAAUGAGUAAAAUUUGUAGAAGUAGCCACAGAUAAAAGGAUGUGACUCAUGGUAAGGAAUUUGGCAGUUGUAUGAAAAAUGGAAUAAGCUUUAAUGAUUGUGUCUGCACAGCCUUGGCUUACUUCUUGGAAACCUACCCUCACACAUGGUCGUUGUCGUAGUCUGAUAUUCUUUAGAUACCAGUUGUCAGUGUUAAAUUGUUUUCAUUUGUGGAUGCAUGUGACAUACUUGAAAAAUAAAGACAAGAUAAAACUGAAUACCGUUGUCAGUGCACACU